UGAUCUCUAUUUCAAUAGAUUAGAAAAUUUAAAAAUGACAACACGAUUGGAUGGAAAAGUAGCACUGAUUACAGGUUCCAGUGCUGGUAUCGGUGCUGCAACUGCUGUCUUGUUCACCCAACUUGGAGCAAAAAUAAUUCUAACUGGAAGAAAUGUUGAAAACCUUAAGAAAGUGUCAAAACAAUGCCAGGAUGUUGACAAAAAUUGCGAAGUGAGAAAACCAACCAGCCAACUUUUGCAUGGACUUCUUUACUUUUUAAUAUCAUCAAUAGAGUAUCAUUCCAUUGUUAUCUGUGCAGAUCUAUUAAAAGAGAAGGAUACAGAAAUGCUGGUUGAAAAUACAAUAAAGCAUUAUGGGAAAUUAGAUAUUCUGGUAAACAAUGCAGGAAUCUUGGUGGCAUCAGGCUUAAUUGAAAAUUCAUCUUUAAAAGAUUAUGACAAGCAAAUGGAUACAAAUGUUAGAUCUGUUUUUCAUUUGACAACUUUGGCAAUUCCACAUCUGGUGGUUACACAAGGAAAUAUCGUUUUCGUUUCAAGUGUUGCUGGUAUGAGAGCAGUAGGUUUUCCAAAUUCUUUAUUAAUUCAAGAAAAAAAAUGUUUCUUUACCAGUCAUUCGCAAAAUAGCGAUUUGCUAUCUGCUAUCCCUGAACUAAUCAACCAGAAUGACACAACCAAACCAUUUUCAUGUAUCACAGUGAAGUGUGAGCCAACAUGUGUCAUUAUUAAUUUGAACCUUACUUUAAAAACAGUAGAUCUUGCAUCAAAGCAAGUUCGUGUUAACAGUGUCAACCCAGGGCUUAUAAAGACUGACGUUCUUAAAACAGCAGGAUUAUCUGAGGAAGAUAAUGAGAAGAUUUUUGAACAUUGCAAGACAACACAUGCAUUGGGACGUCAUGGUGAACCAGAAGAAGUUGCUAAUGUAAUAGCUUUUCUUGCAUCUGAUGGAGCAUCAUUUAUUACUGGUGCAACUAUACCUGUUGAUGACCAUAAAACCAAAGCAUAUUUUGGUUCCUAUAAGCAACAAAAAACCUUAAAAUAUAUAUAUUUAAGAUUUUUAUUAAUCAUAUGUGUUGCUGAUCUUCACGUCUUGUCACUCAACACAGAAACGUCAUUAAAAAUAGUUUUUCAGAAAACAUCGUGUGCUUUUGUUGCUGAGGUACCAUGGUUGCUGCCGCAGCUGUUGUAUUCAUUCAUUAGCAGUAACUGGCAUAAAACCUGUACUUUGUCUGUCUGCAAGAUAAACGUCGUGUUACGGAAUCAUGAAAUGGGAAUGACAACACGUUUGGAUGGAAAAGUAGCUCUCAUCACAGGUGCCAGUUCAGGCAUUGGUGCUGCAACUGCUGUGCUAUUUACAAAACUUGGUGCUAAGCUAGCCUUAACUGGCAGAAAUAAUGAUAAACUGCUGGAGACAGAAGCCUUAUGUAAAGAAAUUGAUAGUGAAUGUAAACCAUUGCUCAUCUGUGCUGACCUAUUAAAAGAGAAGAAUACAGAAAUGGUGAUGGAUAUAACCAUACAACAUUACAGAAGAUUAGAUAUUUUGGUCAAUAAUGCUGGUACGCUUGUGGCUGGAGGGAUCGAGGACACAUCUUUGAAGGAUUAUGAUGAACAAAUGGCUAUAAAUGUUAGAUCUGUUUUUCACUUAACCACUCUUGCUGUUCCGCAUCUAACCAAGGUGCAAGGAAACAUUGUAUUUGUAUCAAGUGUGACCGGUUUACGCGCAUUUCCAGGAGUGAAUGUUUACUGCAUGUCUAAAGCUGCUAUUGAUCAGUUUACAAGAUGUACUGCGUUAGAUCUUGCACCAAAGCAAGUUCGUGUAAAUGCUGUAAAUCCUGGGGUGAUAAAGACGGAAAUCCAUAAAAGAGGCGGAAUGUCGGAAGAGAAAUAUGUAGAGUUUUUAGAACAUUGCAAGACAACACAUGCAUUGGGACGUUAUGGUGAACCAGAAGAAGUUGCUAAUGUAAUAGCUUUUCUUGCAUCUGAUGGAGCAUCAUUUAUUACUGGUGCAACUAUACCUGUUGAUGGUGGAAGACACGCUAUGUGUCCUAGAUAAUUUAUGUAUUAGAUUUACAAACUUUUAUAUUAUCUUGAAGUUACCUAUUUUUGUUUCGUUGAAUUUAUGCUCACUUAAAUGUAAACAUUUUUUAUAGUUUAAAGAUACAAUACAUAAUUUGCAAAACAAAUUA
Molecule: messenger RNA, 2183 nt
Organism: Hydractinia symbiolongicarpus
Lineage: Eukaryota; Metazoa; Cnidaria; Hydrozoa; Anthoathecata; Hydractiniidae
Exons: 21
Coding region: 35-2050 (671 amino acids)
Molecular function (GO): oxidoreductase activity
Source: RefSeq, a predicted model, not a curated record